AUGUACUACAAGAACACGAGAGAUCAUAAUUAUUGGAAACAGGUAACCCGUAUCAGUUCUUUCUAUACAAUAUGGAUGUAUCUUUCCAUCUGUUGCAACAGGAUUAUACUUAACUUCCAAGCUUACAACUGUCAUUCAAAAGAUGUAGGUGAUGGAAAAUGUAUUUUUUUAAUCGAUUUGGAGUUUUGGAGAUUAUUGUUACCAAAUAUGCGUGUAAAAAUAUCAGACAUCAAUGGGCCACACAUUGUACCGUCUUCUUUAACCAAUCACAACGCCACCGCCAUUCACCUACGUCCUCUUCUUCAACAAAAAAAAACCCAAUGUUACAUUCAAACACCUGCAAUCUUCUAUAUCCUUCUCAUAUCCUUUAAUCUCCCAUCACUGCACCGGAGGUUGCCUCGUCUUCUCCCAAUAAAAUCACACCGAUCAGAGAGACGGACCGAAGGAUGGACUUCUGUAUGCCUACGGUUCCAAUCGUUACCAACAGAGGUCGGGUAUGUCGAUUUAAGCCAAUACAACUUUGGGCUGGGAUUACAAUUCGCAUGCUGCUUAAGGAAAGGGCUUGCAUAG
Molecule: messenger RNA, 570 nt
Organism: Lactuca virosa
Lineage: Eukaryota; Viridiplantae; Streptophyta; Magnoliopsida; Asterales; Asteraceae
Source: the annotation of a GenBank genome assembly